Molecule: messenger RNA, 4833 nt
Organism: Pieris macdunnoughi
Lineage: Eukaryota; Metazoa; Arthropoda; Insecta; Lepidoptera; Pieridae
Source: the annotation of a GenBank genome assembly
AUGACUACUGCGAUGGCAGCGCAUCAAGAACCGAUACAUGAGCGACUUCAACCAGGACCGGAAGAACCUAUCUACCUCCAUGGAGCCUCUUGGACAGAGACUAACGAUAACCAGGAAGAGCAUAGCACGGACAUGUCGCCUUACUACAACAUGCCAAAAAGGAAUAAAAGAAAGAACUUCAAGCCACGAUGCGCGCCCAACGCGACUACUUACUCUGAUGAAUCAGAAAACUGUGAUAUCGAGACUCCCAUAAACGGAGACAGAACAGAUAACCACGAAGACUCUAAAAUUACUGUCAAAAACUUUAGCCUGCUUAAAUCUGGUGCUGUUGAUUUGAGCAGACGGCUUAGCACAGACUCAAAUGAGAACAUAGAUGCUAAUUAUGAAAAUAGAUUAGAUGAUAAGAAAGUUGAUACAUUUCAAAGAUCAUAUAUACAUAGCUUGCAAAUCAAUGAUACCGACAGAGAUCGGACAGUUUUAAACUUUAGCAAUUUACAAAAUAAAACGUUUUGUGCAAAAAAUCCAUUUGCGAUUUCACAAUUAAUUAAAACCAAUUCGCCGACACGGCGAAGGGAUUCAGAAGAUGAGGGAAAGGAUAUUAAUAGCAAUGAAAGAGAGAAUAUUGAGGAAGGUGAAGGUCAGCAAAAUGGUGACACAGCUAGUAGAAUUCUGAGGGAUUAUGCAAUGAAUACGAUGAAGGAGUUUUUGGGGAUUUAUGGUUUGUCGUCUGACGAAGUAGCGGACGCUAUAAGUGGACAAAUACGCGCUUUGGAAGCACUACAAGGUGAGUAUCUCAUCCAAAAUAUUAUUUCUUACACAGAAAUUGGAAUUUCUGAAUCUGCGAAAAAGCAGUCGCUGUCAAAUCUAAUAAAUCAUUAUGUAUUAGGUAAACCAUUUACCCAGCUGCCGCUAAGUCUGAAGCGUAGACAUGAUUCUGGUGAUGGCACAGAGAGGAGUACCAGAAGAUCUUCUUCAGCCACAGAAGAUGAGAGCUCAACCAAUAUAACACCACCGAAGACACCUGAUAACGAUAUUGAAGCUCAAAGGCAAAGAGCUCUUCAAAUAAUAAACCAACAAUCCAUGAGAUUAUACAAAAGUCAGAACCAUGAGGAAGAUGGCAGCGGCUCUGAUGAUGGAGACCAGACUCUAGAUUUGAGUGUAUCAAGAGAUACUGAUGGUCAGGAACAAUCAACAACUUCCAGCACUGGGAACAGUAUCUCAGAGUUUGAACAACAAAAUAUGUUGAUGAGAAAAAACCUAGAGGACUUAGCCAAUUUACAAAUGCAGGGUUUCUUUCAAAAACAAUCAAUGAUGGACGGUGAUGAUUCGCAAGAAAGAAAAUUGCAGGCGAGCGGUUUGCUGUCAGCGUUAAAUCAUUUGGAUCAGGCUCGUAAAAGCUCUUUACAAACCAACGUGGACUAUUCUAGAUACGUUAAAAGAUAUAGCUCAACUCUAGAAUGCGGCUCAUCAUACUGCAAAGACCUGGGCUACCGGGAGCACUUCCAUUGCAUGGAUUGCACAGCCAGAGUCUUCUGCAAGAAGGAGGAGAUGAUCCGGCAUUUUAAGUGGCACAAGAAACGCGACGAAUCUCUUGCGCAUGGCUUUAUGCGGUAUUCUCCUUUGGAUGACUGCUCAGAGCGCUUCUCAGACUGUCCCCACAAUCGGAGCCAAACCCACUACCAUUGCAUACAGGAUGGAUGUGAUAAGGUAUAUAUUUCGACGUCUGACGUCCAGAUGCACGCCAAUUACCAUCGCAAGGACUCAGCUAUCCUCCAAGAGGGUUUCCAGCGCUUCCGAGCAACGGAAAGCUGCGCAGCACCACAUUGCAUUUUCGCUGGUCAACGGACCACUCACUUCCAUUGCAGGAGGCCUGGUUGCACAUAUACCUUCAAAAAUAAGGCAGAUAUGGAAAAACAUAAAACGUACCACAUCAAAGACGAGGCUCUAUCAAAAGACGGCUUCAAAAAAUAUAUGAAGAAUGAGGCUUGCCCGUUCCGCGAGUGCCGCUUCAGUCGUACUUGCAACCAUAUCCACUGCAUUCGGCCUCACUGCAACUACGUUCUGCAUUCUAGCAGCCAGAUCUUCACGCACAAGCGAAAGCAUGAAAGGAAAGAACAAGAGAUGAAUUUUGGUCUUCCUACAUCGGUAAUCCAAAGUGCCCUUAUGCAGCAAGGAGCUGAUUUGAGCAUGUAUUCGCCAACAACCAAUUUGCAGAUUGACGAUGACAUGUCUGGAAUGGAUGAAUUUCCUCAUAGUUAUAAUCCAGCAGUAAUAGAAGAGCUAUCCCGAAAGUAUAUUGAUACGUUUAACGGUGGGAAAGAGGCAGAAGAUAAGUGCAGCAAGUGUAGCGCCCUUAACAAGCAUUAUCACUGCAUGGCUGAAGGUUGCAAGAUGGCUCACAGCUGCCACAAUACCAUGGUUAAGCACAUGUUUGAGCAUGAACAACAGAACCAGGUGACAGAAGCCUACUUCGUGACCUACACACGGAAUAACCCUUGCUCCAAUUCAGCAUGUCAACACAUCCGGGAUAUAACCCAUUACCACUGUACCUGGGAAAAUUGUGGAGCUGUUAUCUUAUCAUCUGAAGACCAGCCAUUCAGGCGCCUGGAACAUCACCGGCAGCAUGCCAUUCUAAGCCCAAUGUCACCCAACUUGGCGGCGAGAUUCGCACCGAACUUCACUCCGCAAUUAUCUGCCCAGCUACACCCGAAUGUUGCAGCUCAACUGCAAGUGCCAAGUCUUCCUAAUCUUCCACCAAAUUUGGCACAGUUGGCCCAAAUGGCCCCAAAUCUCGGACCUCAGCUGCCAAACUUACAAGCCCAACUUAACCUUGGAGCCAGUCCGGUGUCACACCACGUUAACCCUUCAAGUUCUUUGGAUGAGAUGUUCAGCAGGAAAAGAGGAAGACCUCCUAAGAAUCGAGUCGUGGAAGUUUGGACCGAUAAUAUAAAUGUGACACCCCAAGCCAUAUUUACAUCAUUCAAGCUCCCCAAAAGCAACCAAAUGCCACCAGCGAUUCAAUCUCCAGUAAUUACUACCGUUGAAGAGUUCCCACGUAUUCGCUUCCAGCACAUCGAAGUGUUCACCGGCCCAGAUAUCUGUGGCCAGUACUACGCCAGCUGCCCCUUACGUCACACUAGACUGCACAUGCACUGCAUCAACUGCAGCUACACGGCCGAAGCCCACGUUACCAUGGAAACGCAUAUGCGAGAGUCUCACUCCGUAUCCCCGCUUCUAGAGGGCUUCGACUACUUCUCCUCUUUCGAACAAUGCGGUGGGAAGAGUUGCUUCAAAAACCAGUUGAGAUCUCACUUCCACUGCGCCCAAGGAAACGGUUGUCCAGCAAUUUUGACCCAAUACUCGGCCUUAGCUACUCACAAGCACGGAAGAGGGACGCCGAUCAAGUGUGAAGAUGAAAAGCAGUUCGAAGAGGCCAAAGACUACUCGAUUAAGGAACGAGCGUCAGCCGAUAGUGUGGGUUCAGUUAAAGAGGAGUUCAUGCCAAAUUUCGUCAUCAAGAACGAGUUUGAUAACCAGGAUAACGUUUCUGUAGUAAAAGCGACAGGAACCUUCUAUCCAUCGUCCCACCUCCGGAGCAACACUUCUUCUCCACGCAGUAUCUAUGACGCUUCCCCAUCGAAGGAAAGGAAGCCGGACAAGCCAGUUCCGACAAUACCGCCGUCCUGCCAUGACCAGACCUGUCCGUUGAAUAAAUCUGGUGGGAUGAACCUUCACUACCAUUGCCCCCACUGUGGGCAGGCAUACGUCGAUUUGAAGCUUUUGUUCAGCCACAUGGUGAAAAAGCACAGCAAUGUCGAAGGUGGACCGAUAGGAUUGGCUGCUACUAAGGAGACCCUUGAGCGAGAGUAUCCAGAAAUAUCAAUUUUACCGUCAACAGCGACUUCUUCCUCUGCCCCGCAAGCACCGUCUCCUAUCCAGAGACCUCCAAACCCAGCUGAACAGGUUCAAGCAGUGCAAAGCCUCCUACUCCAGCAAUACCUUUCAGGCGGUCGUAAAGGAAGUCUUCAAGAACAGCUUAAAAUGCAGCAGCAGUACACUGCCUCAUUGGGUCUUCCAGGACUCGCCUUGUUCUCUCAGGGUGGUUCUCCAUUCCCUCUCUACCCCACGAUGAUGUACCCCCCGGAACUGCUUCUGGAGCAGAGUCUGCUCCAAUCCCACGGUCUACCUCCAGGAAUGGACAAGGAAGCGGAGCUCAUUGCUAAAUCGAGACGCAGUACGGGCACACGUGGUCCUCACAUGCGCGUGCUCAAAGAUGAGCCCAUUCCUGAGGGCUACUUGAGAUUCAGAUUUAAUGAGGACUGUGCUUAUCAGCAGUGUGGUUACAGGGAGCAUCAAACCCACUUCCACUGCACAAGAAAAGACUGCGGAUAUUCGUUCUGCGAUAAAACUAGAUUCGUUCAACACACGGCAAGACACGAGAGAUUGGACACUCUUAUGGGCGGAGACUUCCAGCAGUACCGCGCUAAUGUUUACUGUCAAAGAGCGGAGUGCCCUCACGCGUCGAAUUUUGGUCAAAACAAGGCAUCACACUUCCAUUGCCUCAAAUGCGACUUCACGUGCACCGACACAAACAAGGUGGUCGCACAUCGAAGACAACACCAGAAACUGGACUCCAUCCAGGCCGCUGGUUUCGAGAAGUUCCCGCCGAGCAAAAGCUGUGGCUACGAACCCCAAUGCAUUCACAGCAAGAAGCAGACCCACUACCAUUGUCUUCAGUGUGGAUUUGCUGUUCUCGGUCUCUCCCAGAUGACGUCACACAAGUACAAACACCAGGAAGCGAACCUCGGUCCCUCGACAAGUGCUCUCAACUGA